Molecule: messenger RNA, 1524 nt
Organism: Moneuplotes crassus
Lineage: Eukaryota; Ciliophora; Spirotrichea; Euplotida; Euplotidae
Source: the annotation of a GenBank genome assembly
AUGUCCCGUGCUGUUUUAACUCCAUUUGAAAAUUAUCAGAAGGCAAGAGUCACCUUCGUCCAAACUGUUGCUGAGCUUGCCACAAGACCACAGAAUAUUGAGGCCUUGCAGAGCGCAGGAGUCAUGGCUUUGUUGAGACCAUUGCUGCUUGAUUCAGUCCCAAGUAUCCAACAAUCUGCUGCCUUGGCCCUAGGAAGACUUGCUAAUUACUCUGACGAGCUUGCUGAAGCAGUUGUAUCUAAUGAGAUCCUUCCGCAACUUGUGUAUUCUUUGUCUGACCAGAACAGGUUCUAUAAGAAGGCAGCUGCCUUCGUCCUUAGAGCUGUUGCCAAGCACUCCCCUACAUUGGCAAAAGCUGUUGUCAACUCUGGGGCUCUAGAUGCUCUCGUCAACUGCUUAGAAGAAUUUGAUCCAAGCGUGAAGGAAGCUGCCGCAUGGGCUCUUUCCUACAUAUCUAAGCACACUGCUGAGCUUGCUCAAGCAGUAGUUGACGCUGGAGCUGUAGGACUCUUAGUCCUCUGUGUCCAAGAACCAGAACUCACCUUGAAAAGAAUCUCUGCCACUGCUCUUAGCGAAAUCGCUAAGCAUACUGAGGAACUUGCCCAAGCUGUUGUUGACCAAGGAGCAGUUCCUUUCCUUGCUGCUUUAAUCUCUCACCCAGAUGCUCAACUCAAGAGACAAGUCUGUGCUUGUCUCGCACAGAUUGCUAAGCACACCGUCGAUCUUGCCGAAGUUGUUGUCGAAGCUGAAAUCUUCCCAAGAAUUUUGAAUUGAUUGAAGGACCUUGACAAUCAAGUUCGAAAGAAUGCAGCCACUUGUAUUCGAGAAAUUGCCAAACAAACAACUGAGCUUGCUAAGUUGAUCGUACAUUCUGGAGGAUCUGGAGCUAUAGUAGAUUAUAUCUCAGAAAGUAAGGGUAACUCAAGACUUCCAGGAAUCAUGACUCUCGGUUAUAUCUCUGCAUUCGACGAAAGUCUAGCCAUGGCCGUUAUCGUUUCAAAAGGAAUUGCUCCACUCAAAGAUGCCCUCAUCAAUGAACCAGAAGACCAUAUCAAAGCUGCCGCCUCAUGGAGUCUUGGACAAAUCGGAAGACACUCUUCAGAGCAUGCUAAAGCUUUGGCAUCAGAAGAUGUUCUUUCUAGACUUUUAGCUGUCUAUAUGCUUCCUGAGAGCUCCAAGGAUCUCCAGGAUAAAGCUAAGAAAGCUUUGAAGAAUGUUGUCCAGAUGUGUACACAUUUGCCUGCUUUGGAACCUCUUCUACAGCUUGCUCCUCCAAACAUUCAGACUUACGUGUGUGCUCAGUUUGCUAAGACCUUGCCAUCCAAUCUCGAAGCCCAAAAGGCUUUCUUGCAGAGUGGAGGAUUCCAGAAAAUUCAGAAGAUCGAGGCUGAGCCUGGAUCAAAGCUUCGAGAAUACAUUGAUGAGAUCAAUACUCAUUUCCCUCCAGACAUCGUGCAGUACUAUUCUCCAGGAUAUGCUGAUACCCUGAUGAAGAAAUUGGAAGAAUAUAACUCAGGCAUAUAA